Molecule: messenger RNA, 664 nt
Organism: Momordica charantia (bitter melon)
Lineage: Eukaryota; Viridiplantae; Streptophyta; Magnoliopsida; Cucurbitales; Cucurbitaceae
Source: RefSeq, a predicted model, not a curated record
CCUCAGGCUUCCGGAGGAGGGGGAGAGAGCUGACAAUCCUCCAGAGGGAUGGGUCACUCUCUACUUCAAAAUGUUUGAGUACGGCCUCAGACUUCCCCUUCAUCCUUUUGUCCAAGAAUUUCUCUUCCGGACUGGGUUGGCUCCGGCUCAAGUGGCCCCCAAUGGGUGGGGUGUCAUUUUCGCUUUGGCCAUCCUUUUUUGGCUACGAGCUCGGGAUAGUGAGGAGGCCGAGCUGUUGGACGUAGACCAGCUCCUCGCGUGCUUCGAAGCGAAAAGGAUAGCUAAGAAGCCUGGUCGGUUCUAUAUGUGCGCAAGGAAAGGCGCAGGCGGUAUAGUUAAGGGGCCGACCUCCAUCAAGGGAUGGGUGAGGAAGUGGUUCUACGCUUCCGGGGAAUGGCUCGCAAAGGACGAGUCAGGUCGUUCCUUCUUUGACGUCCCCACUAGGUUUGGGAACCUAGUUUCAAUCCGACCAGUCCCCGAGCUUACGCAAGCCUCCUUCGACACGCUGAAAUACUACAAGGAGCGCUUUCCGAGGGGUAGGAAGGUCGGAACCCUGGUGACCGACGAGCUGCUGCUUGAAUCCGGGCUGCUAGAUUACAACCCUGCAGUUCGUCCCAUUGAAUCCUCAAGGCCGAACUCUGAACUUGGUGAAAAGAAGAUAUAA